This is a messenger RNA of Sungouiella intermedia, 759 nucleotides long. NCBI's taxonomy places the organism in Eukaryota, Fungi, Ascomycota, Pichiomycetes, Serinales, Metschnikowiaceae. The record is from the annotation of a GenBank genome assembly.
AUGUUUUUAACCAGAUCCGAAUACGACAGAGGUGUGUCUACUUUCUCGCCUGAGGGCCGUCUCUUCCAAGUUGAAUACUCGCUCGAAGCCAUCAAAUUGGGCUCCACCGCCAUUGGAAUCCUGACGUCCGAGGGAGUGAUUUUGGGAGUAGAGAAACGAGUAACCUCUCCUCUUUUGGAGCUGUCUUCCAUUGAGAAGAUCGUCGAAAUUGACAGACACAUCGGAUGCGCCAUGUCUGGUUUAACCGCAGAUGCCCGUUCCAUGAUUGACCAUGCGCGUGUUUCGUCGUUAACCCACAACCUCUACUAUGACGAGGAAAUGCAGGUGGAGAGCUUGACCCAGUCCGUUUGUGACUUGGCGUUGAGAUUCGGCGAGGGUGCUUCUGGAGAGAAGAGAUUGAUGUCCAGACCAUUUGGUGUGGCGCUUUUGAUUGCGGGAAUCGAUGAAAAGGGCCCACAGUUGUAUCACGCUGAACCUUCGGGAACUUUCUACAGAUACGACGCUAAAGCCAUUGGUUCAGGCUCUGAGGGCGCUCAGACCGAGUUGCAGAACGAGUAUCACAAGUCUUUAACCUUGAAGGAGGCGGAGCUUUUGGCAUUGAAGAUCUUGAAGCAGGUAAUGGAAGAGAAGUUGGACUGCAAGAAUGCCCAGUUGGCAUCCGUCACCAAGGACGGCGGCUUCCAGGUUUACAAGGACGACAAAACCGAUGCUCUCAUAAAAGAGCUUAACGAAUCCACCCCUGAUGACACGCAAAUUUGA